Molecule: messenger RNA, 2468 nt
Organism: Cuscuta epithymum
Lineage: Eukaryota; Viridiplantae; Streptophyta; Magnoliopsida; Solanales; Convolvulaceae
Source: the annotation of a GenBank genome assembly
GUUUUGUAAAAAAGUGGGCGCGGAGGGAGGUGCGUGAAGUAAUGCCCUAACUACAUCGUACAUACACACACAACACACAGUACUGUCUUUGAAGUAAUCGCCGCCGCCACCACCACUCUCUUCCUACUCCAGUCUGCAGCGGCGGGGCAGCCAUGCCUAAGCACUACAGGCCUGCGGGCAAGAAAAAGGAAGGGAAUGCAGCCAGAUUCAUUACAAGAUCAAAAUCUGUCAAGGAACUCCAAGUCAGUAUAUCACUCUUCAGGAAGCUAUGCAUCCUCAAAGGUAUAUUUCCACGAGAACCAAAGAAGAAAGUGAAGGGAAACCAUCAAACCUAUUAUCACACGAAAGAUAUUAUGUUCCUUAAACGAGAACCACUACUUGAGAAGUUCAGAGAGAUGCGUGCUUAUGAGAAGAAAGUUAAAAAGGCAGUGGCCAAGAAGAACAAGGAUCUUGCUGACCGCCUGUUGGCUUCAAAACCUACCUAUACUUUAGAUAUGCUUAUCCGAGAGAGGUAUCCAAAAUUCAUUGAUGCAUUAAGAGAUUUGGAUGAUUGUCUGAGCAUGGUGCACCUAUUUGCUGCAUUGCCUGCAGUACGAAGAGAAAAUAUUCCAGUGAAACGUAUCCAUAAUUGUCGAAGGCUGAGUCACGAGUGGCAAGCAUAUGUUUCUCGCACACAUAAACUACGAAAAGCAUUUAUAUCUGUUAAAGGAAUAUAUUAUCAGGCUGAGAUCGAAGGGCAAAAAAUCACAUGGCUAACUCCCCAUGCCCUACAGCAAGUACUGCCUGAUGAUGUUGAUUAUAAGAUAUUGCUGACUUUUUUGGAAUUUUAUGAGACGCUCCUUGCUUUUGUCAACUUCAAGCUUUAUCAUUCAUUAAAUGUUAAAUAUCCACCUAUCCUUGACUCUCGCCUCGAAGAGUUAGCAGAUGAUCUUUAUGCACUGUCGAGGCUAUUUGAUGCAAGAAACAGAGCUUCUGGUGUGGAGUCUGAAGCCAUUGAUCUAUCUGAGUCUGUGAAGACUGAUGACCAGGAGGUGCAGAGAGAGCUUGAGGAGUCGGAUCUGAGACUUGCACAGCUUCAACACCAACUUCCUUCAAAUGAGCCAGGUGCUUUGAUGCACCUACUUAACGAGGAAGCUGGUGAGGAUGAUGAUGAUGCUGAUACAAAGGAAUGCAAGUCCCUCUUGGAAGGAUUGACAUUCUUCCUAAGUCGUGAGGUUCCCAGGGAGUCUCUUCUUUUUGUUAUCCCUGCUUUUGGUGGUAUUGUCUCGUGGGAAGGAGAAGGAGCCCCAUUUAAUGAAUCUGAUCAGAGUAUUACUCAUCAGAUCGUUGAUAGGCCAACACAGGGUCACAAAUUUCUUUCUCGGGAAUAUGUUCAACCACAGUGGGUUUAUGAUUGCAUAAACAAUCGCAUCAAAUUGCCUACUGCGCCUUACUUUGUUGGGAGGGUUCCCCCUCCACACUUGUCUCCUUUUGUUGACAAUGAAACAGAAGGUUAUAUGCCUGAAUAUGCUGAGACCAUCAAGCGAAUAUGCACUGCUGCAACAAAAGAAGUCCUCCCAAUGCCUGGUCUUGGUGCAGAAGAUUUGGAUGAUCCUCAGAAUAGACUGAUGGAGGGUAUUAGUGAUCGUGCAAAAGCUAUUGAAGCUGCUCAGAAAAAACAAAUGAUGUCUGCUCUAGAGAAGCAGUAUCAUGAAGAAUUAAAGAAGGAGCUUCAAGGUGUUCAAUACUCAGCAAUUUCCAAAGAGAAUGAGAAUGAUCUUUCAGUGGACAACAAUGCUAGUCCUGAAUUGGUUUCUGAUACACAACAAAUUGUCAAUGAUGACGAGACAAUGUCUAAAAUUGGCAUGUCCCGCAAAAUGAGGAAAAUCAAAGAGGCAAUGGAGAUUGGAAUAAAACGUAAGAAGGAUAAAGUCGCUCGCUUGGAGGAAAGGCGGAGAGAGAUUAAGAAGUCCAAGAAAUCUGAAACCAGUUGAAUUUACUACCUUUGGGAAUUUUUUAUUGCAUUUUUUUUCAAAGUUUAUGCACUGUUUUGCGCAAAUGGAUAAGAAGUUUUGUCCCCCCCCACACCCCCACAUUCCUGUGGGCUUUUAAAUGUGUUUAAUCCAAACAUUUUUUUGAGAACUAAUCCGACCCAUCGUUUAUGCUGCAAUUUUGUAUAUCAAAUUUAGGUGGUGUUUGGAUCUGAUUCUUAAAACUGCUUCUGCUCCUCGGGGAGCAGAAUAAGAAGUUUGAGUGUUUGGGUGAGAGCAGAAGUGAUUCUGGAGCUCUAAUUUGUUCCUAGAAUCAGUUUUCUUUAGAAGUUGGGGGAGAACAACUUUUUGAAAUUGAUUCUGCUUCUGCUUAAAAAAGGAAGCAGAAUCAGAAUUAGUUUCAAACACCCCUUAAUUAUAUUACAUGUUUUGCAGUUUAAGAUAACUUAAAAAGGAAGUUUAGAUUACUUUAAGAGUGAUUUUCAAGUAUGUUAAUUU